GGCACCUUUGAUCCCAUGCGCAGCUUCGAUUAGCUGGACUUGAACCCCAGGUAGACCCCGUGCCAGCCGCCACAGGGCUCUUUAGGCCUUCAUGGCGCCUGGCUUCGACGUCUAACCCUGAAAAGCAUGGCUAGAAGUUGUACAUACCACGGUCGGUCGCAUGAACACGAGGAGUACCCGCAACUGCUUGAGCCUCCCGACAAGAAGCUGAGACCAGACAAUACUCCACUUCAAGGCACGCCGUGAUGACGGCGACGGAGCCAACCGUGGACGCCUCUGGUGUUCAGAUUCUUUACCAGUAUCCAGCCUGGCCGCAUAGGGCUUGCGAAGAAUGCAAAAGGAAGAAGACCAAAUGCGACAUGAGAAGACCCUCUUGCACAUUGUGUUCGAGAGUGGGCAGCCAAUGUGUCUUUCCAACCAAGAGAAAGCGACCGGAGCGCAUUCACGACACCAACUUGCGACCUAGGAAGAAGCACAUCACAGCUCAUCUGAAAGACCUUCCCGCAGAUGCCGUUGAGCGUCUCAUGGUUCUUACCAAUACCGACCUACAUAGACCGUUUUCAUCCCAGUCCCCGCCAGAAGACCUACAAUCGGCGCCGGAGCCUUGCAGCGGAGGAGAGAUCGUCAAUGUUCUGCACCUGACGAACGACAAGCAUCACCCUGAUUCAUUUCACCAAGGGUUACUCGAUGCCCAAACUGGUAUUCAGGAGCUAAUGCCAUGGGAAUUUCAAAUUGGUAUCAGCCCAAUUAUUCCAGACAACUACUUUCACGAUGGCAACUUCAGUGCUGACGAUCUUUCAUACCUGAAUGACAAAAGCCCAUCUCCGCCCAUCGGACUCGAGGCUGUUCCUAGUAGGCAGUCUGGCAGUCGCCACGGAGAAAACUCUGGCUCCCCACCUAGCAGUGCAUUGUUCACGACUAAUCAGUCAGCAACGGUCAACACUGAAACCAAGCGUUACCAAUUGAUAGUGCCAGACUUGUUGUUGAAAGAGCUAGUUGACAUCUUUUUCGACAAAGUCGCCUCCUUCCUGCCAAUCUUCCAUCGCCCAAGGUUUUACCAUCAGUACCUCCCUGACGACAUUGAGGAAGAGAUAACCUGCAGACGUGUGACUCUAGAGUCAGCCUUGAUCUUGAAUGGUGUCAUGAGUCUUUCUGCCCGCUUCUCACGAUCCCCCCAAUUCGAACAUAUGCCGCCAACAACGAGAGGUGACCAGUUCGCCAAGCAGGCGCAAUCCAUAUAUGCGGACGCCACUCGAUUCCAGGGUGAUGAAGCACCUAGCCUACGUUAUCUACAGGGCUGCAUACUCCUGGCAUUCUACCACAACACAAACCAUUCCAACUCGUUUGGCUGGACAUUGACUGGAGUUUGCACCCGUCUAGCAUACGACCUUGGUCUCAACACCGUUGACGACGAUGUUGACUACCAGUCUGGUUCAUGCAGCCCACAGUGGACCUCUACAGAAGAUUGGAUCAUGAGAGAGGAGCUUCGUCGAGCGUGGUGGUCCGUUUGGGAGCUUGACACUUUUGCCUCAACUGUGGCUAGACGGUCAUACACAAUUGACCGUAAUACGAUCCAAGUACUCCUUCCAGCUUCUGAUGAACACUGGUUUGAGGGAACCCCGGUCGCUUCAGCUCCCAUGGGAUCCACACCUGCAACGGCAUGGAAAAGCCUGCAGGGAUCACCGAACCAAGAUGAGCGGGCAUGGUUUCUUGUCGCGAACUACCUCAUGGCACUGGCAUACGACCUGAUGACACGAAAGGACGUCUGUACAAGGACUAAAGCCGAGAUGGAAAACUCACUUACGUGCUUCGGUCUCAGCUUGCCUCAGCACUUCCGAUUGACAAACCCAAGGUUCGUAUUCAAUGAUGCCAGUUUCGCAAGGAGCAACUGGAUCAUUGCCACAAACGUUAUCCUGCAAAGUGCACGCACCUAUGGCGCCCUCACUCUCUGUGCUCCAAGCGAUGGCGCCAGCCCCGCUUCGCAGUCACCAAGCAGCAUCCGAUCCAUACCUGAAGAUCAAGACACUUCCUCGCUCAAGUGCGUUCAGCAUGCCCAUGACGUUGUCCGAGCCAUCAACGCUUGGUCACCUGACUAUAUGGAGUACACUUCACCAUUCAUCGUAUGCUCCUUGGUCGGGCCGGCUGCCAUGCACUUCAGCCCACUCCUGCCCAGUAGUCCUGGAGAAUCAACUCAAGCACACAGCUUGGAGCGGGAAGUCGUGACCCUUGGUAUUGCUCAGUUUGCAAGAGUCUGGGGUCUUGGCUACCUGAUGCUCGAUCUGACCCAUGCCCUACACAAGUUGACUGGGGACUCUACAUUUCCACUCACGCCUGCGGAACGCGACCUCGCUGUGCGCUACACGACCAUCGCCCCAGCGGUGGGCAGUAAAUUUCGCUUGAAGUCAUUACCCACCUAGUCGAGGAGACGCCGCGUCAAUCUGGUGUCCGUGAAUGCAACGAUGUUUAAAAUCUUGGGAUAGACUAGGCAGGAUCACUGGAUAUACCUUCGGAGUACCACUCAGCCUG
Exophiala viscosa is the source of this 2526-nucleotide messenger RNA. Its product is annotated as fungal-specific transcription factor domain-containing protein. Gene Ontology annotation, molecular function: DNA-binding transcription factor activity, RNA polymerase II-specific; zinc ion binding; DNA binding. The record is from RefSeq and is a predicted model, not a curated record. Gene Ontology annotation, cellular component: nucleus. Gene Ontology annotation, biological process: regulation of DNA-templated transcription; DNA-templated transcription. The transcript is spliced from 9 exons. Bases 246 to 2417 code for a protein of 723 amino acids. Lineage: Eukaryota; Fungi; Ascomycota; Eurotiomycetes; Chaetothyriales; Herpotrichiellaceae.